This is a messenger RNA of Brassica napus (rape), 2019 nucleotides long. Its product is annotated as AAA-ATPase At3g28600-like. Gene Ontology annotation, molecular function: ATP binding; ATP hydrolysis activity. Lineage: Eukaryota; Viridiplantae; Streptophyta; Magnoliopsida; Brassicales; Brassicaceae. The transcript has a single exon. The coding region runs from base 360 to 1793 and encodes 477 amino acids. The record is from RefSeq and is a predicted model, not a curated record.
GAGGAAAAGUUGCAUAGAGAUCUCCUUUAUCAAAGAAACAGAAAAAACUCAGAAUUUUCCAUAGUGGAUAUACCUUUAUAACUUUUGCUACCUACUUUUACAAAAAAAAAAAAAAAAAAAAAAUUUGCUACCUAUCCGCAUUGUGGUACGUUAUCAUAAUUUUAUUAUUAGUAAUUACCGCGUGGAGUAGUACUUAAAGGUGAAUCCGAUUAUGUUUAUGUCAAUAUUAUAGUAAGCAUGAAUAUAUCUUAAAUACUCAUGCAUCUCACUACGCAUUGCUUUUUCGAAUAAUUUCUAUAAAUAAGAGCGUUACACGCUAACUACCCAACACACACCAAACACAACACAAGUCUUUGUUGAUGAUGAUGGGAGAUACGAUGGGCACAUUUGGUUCAAGCAUGGCAAGUUUGUUCUUCUUCUGGGCAACUUUUCAACAAAUAUUCCCUGAACACCUCAAGAUCGCAAUCAAAGAGUUCCUUUUGUCUACAAUCCAACAACUCUCAUUUGUCCAAAGAUUCUCCGACCGUGUCAUCAACUUCUUCUCUCCUUACGUUGUCAUCAGUUUCCCAGAGUACGAAGAGUACCGUUUCAACCACGCUUUCGCAGCCAUCGACACUUACCUUGGUGCUAAAGCAAUCGGUAAAGCCCAAAAAAUUAGAGCAAGUCAGGUCAAAGAGAGCAAGGGUCUAGUUUUGAAACGUGACGAGGCUAAAGUCAGAGACGUGUACCAAGGAGUUAACGUCUGGUGGGAGAUUGUAACCGCUACUGAUGGAGACAGAACACACAAACUCACUUUCCAUAGACGUGGGCUGGAGAUUGUGACCGGAUCUUACAUUAAGUAUGUGAUGGAAGAAGGGAAAUCAAUCGAGGCCAAGAACAAGAAGAUGAAGCUGUUCACUAAUAACCCUAGUUCCAACUGGGAUACUAGCAAGAAGAGCUUGUGGAGACACAUUGAUUUCGAGCACCCGGCGAGUUUUCAGACACUGGCUAUGGAUCCUGUCAAGAAAGAAGAAAUUCUAAACGAUCUUGAGGCGUUUAGUAAUGGGAAAGAGUAUUACAAGAAGAUUGGGAAAGCUUGGAAGAGGGGCUACCUAUUGUACGGACCACCAGGGACUGGUAAGUCCACCAUGAUCGCGGCGAUGGCGAAUCAUUUGAACUAUAAUAUAUAUGAUCUCGAACUCACGGCUAUUCAGAACAACUCGGAGCUGAGGAAACUUCUCACCGCGACAUCGAGCAGGUCGAUUAUUGUGAUAGAAGAUAUUGAUUGUUCUGUUGAUCUAACGGGCAAGAGAAGGAAGAGAGAUGGUGACUUGAGCGUCAAGAAAGAUGGAGAAGAUCAAAACCAGAGCAGAGUCACACUCUCUGGGCUUCUGAACUUCAUAGAUGGGAUAUGGUCGGCUUGUGGACAAGAGAGGAUUAUUAUUUUCACGACGAAUCAUAUCGAGAAACUAGACCCGGCUUUGAUCAGGAGAGGAAGGAUGGAUAUGCAUAUUGAGUUGUCUUAUUGUAGCUUCGAGGCGUUCAAGGUUCUUGCAAAGAACUACUUGGACGUUGAUUCUCAUCUUCUGUUUGGUGAAAUCGACUCUUUGCUGAAGGAAACAAAGAUCGCUCCGGCUGAUGUCGCAGAGAAACUGAUGGCCAAGAAUCAUAAAGUAGACGUCGACGGAUCGCUCAAAGACUUGGUUGAGAGUUUGGAGAGGAGGAAGAAGCACCAGAGAGGUCACGGUGAUGAUCACAAGAAGAAGUUUGGUGGCAAGAAACUCAAAAUAUUAAGCGGAUUGUUUUCUUUUUAAAUAUUUUUUUCUGUUUAACCUGUGUGAAUGUGAUAUAUGAGUGUAAGAAUUUCUGUUUGAUCAUAAUAAUAAUAACUUAGAUUUAUUUUAUUUUUGAAGAUAAUAGUUAAAUUUUAUUUAGCAAAUGUAUAGAUAUUGUAUCUAUAUUAUAGUUAUUUUUGAUCAUACUAAAUCAUUUGAACUAUAAUAUAUAUGAUCUCGAACUCACGGCUAUUCAGAACAACUC